Molecule: messenger RNA, 1472 nt
Organism: Myzus persicae (green peach aphid)
Lineage: Eukaryota; Metazoa; Arthropoda; Insecta; Hemiptera; Aphididae
Exons: 6
Coding region: 1-1374 (457 amino acids)
Biological process (GO): protein dephosphorylation
Cellular component (GO): cytoplasm
Molecular function (GO): protein tyrosine/serine/threonine phosphatase activity
Source: RefSeq, a predicted model, not a curated record
AUGAUUAAUGAUGGUUGCAAUAAUACAAGUUCACUGCCAAAAAUCACCCGAUUAAACACGAACAACGAAAUCGAUACAACGAACCAACCAGGAGAAACCGGCCCAACCAUUCCAUCAGAAGAUACCGUAUUAUGCGAUCCAGUCGGCGUAGUAGAAUUAGAAGAUAUUACCGAUGACGUCAUGCAGCCCGAAGUGGAAUCACUAGACGAGGUCGUGUCGUCUCUUCUUCUAAACGAUGUCAUCGAGACGUUGUGCAAAGAUGUAGUUUCGGAACUGGCCUGCGGAGACGAAGUAUCGCAUCUCUCCGAAGCGCCCGGGUCGUCCGGGCAAGAUGCGAUGUUGAACGUCGGCCCGGAGGAGCAGGCUGCAGAUGAACCAGUAGACGAGUUAAUAAUGUUAGUGGAAGACGUGCCGGCCGAGGCCGAAGCAAAAGUGGAGGAGUCGGGUGAACUGGAGCAUCCGCCAUCAGACAAGAAAUGCUGCAAACCUCCUCCAGGUGGGCGAUCACGGAGGAUCGUCGCCACCGUCUGUAGGGGACCAAAAAUAGUUUUCGAUAUUUGGUUGGUAGAUUAUAAACCCCAUUCCUCAGGUUUAAGAGUUACACGAAAUGGUGACCAAGAAAAACACGAGGAAACAAUGAAAAGCAUUAUAAAGAAAAACAUCAACAACCGCGACGGUGCAUUGGUCCGUUUGAGCGCGCGGCGAUCGUCGAACACGGCGCGGCGUCGUGCGACGUACCGGAGGAGUGAGUGUUAUAAAAGCUCGUGUCCAUCCGCAUUCUCGAAACAGCCGACUGCGGACAUCAUGGCCAGCACCGCGGUACUACUGAGCAGGUAUUCAUCGCGGUCCGCGGAACCGCUGCACGACCGUCGCAAUAACAGGGUUCCCGUCAACGGAGGGUCCUCAAUCGUUCUCGACAGAUCGGACUUGUUUAGCGUGUCUCCCGUUUGUCCAGGACUGGCUCUCUGCGGCGCUCUGUCCAUUUACACGGACAAAGAGACGGUGGCCGCGCUCCGGCCUACGUGCCUGGUCAAUUGCGCCGGCGAACUUCCAGACACGCCACUACCGGACACCGUGCACAGGUACCACAAGGUACCGGUGGCGGACACCGUGGAUACCGACCUCGGACCACACAUGGACACGGUUACCGAUCUCAUACACCAGGAAUAUAUUUCUGGAGGUACGACAAUAAUACAUUGUGCAGCUGGAGUUAGUAGAUCAGCUGCUUUUUGCAUAGCAUACUUGAUCAAGUAUCGUUGUAUGACCAUGAGUAAUGCAUAUCGUCACGUAGCCAAAUGCAGACCUUGCAUAAAUCCAAAUACAGGAUUUAUCAGUCAGCUAAUAGAAUUCGAAGGAAAAUGUAGAGAGGAAUAGCUGUGAAUAAAAUAAUGUUUAUAAUACACAAAAAUCAUUCCAAACAUAAAUUAUAAUUGUAUUGUAUAGCUAGUAUUGUAAGCUUUUUAAAUGUCUUA